AGUAGGCGAGCUCCGCCCCCACGCCCCGCCCGCGCAGGGGAUCAGGUGACCUCGGGCCGGCGCGGUCACGUGGCUGGGCGCGCCCGCCCAUUGUGGCCAUGGCGGCCGCAGGCUCCAGUGUGGUGAGGCGAGUGGAGGAGCUCGGCGACCUGGCGCAGGCCCACAUACAACAACUUAGCGAAGCCGCCGGCGAAGAUGAUCACUUUUUAAUUCGGGCCUCUGCAGCUCUAGAAAAAUUGAAACUUCUGUGUGGAGAAGACAAAGAAUGUUCAAAUCCAUCAAAUCUUCUAGAACUUUACACACAGGCUAUUUUGGACAUGACAUAUUUUGAGGAGAACAAGCUAGUAGAUGAAGAUUUUCCUGAGGAUUCUUCAGAGAAAGUAAAAGAGUUGAUAAGUUUUCUUUCAGAACCAGAAAUUUUAGUAAAAGAAAACAAUAUGCAUCCAAAACACUGCGAUUUGCUUGGGGAUGAACUCCUGGAAUGUCUCUCUUGGAGACGAGGAGCCCUACUUUAUAUGUACUGUCAUUCUCUGACCAAAAGGAGAGAAUGGCUCACAAGAAAAUCUAGCUUGCUUAAAAAGUACCUUAUUGAUGGAAUCAGUUACUUGAUACAGAUGCUAAAUUUUCGGUGUCCCAUCCAGUUAAAUGAAGGCGUUUCUUUCCAAGACCUAGACACAGCUAAAUUACUGAGUGAAGGAAUAUUUAGUGAUAUUCAUUUGCUGGCUAUGAUGUACAGUGGAGAAAUGUGUUACUGGGGAUUGAAGCAUUGUGCAGAUCAACAGCCAGAAAAUCAUGAAGUGGAUACAGGUGUUUCUGGAGCAAGCUACGCUGCAUACAAAGAACCCUUGGAUUUCCGAGAAGUGGGAGAAAAAAUUUUGAAAAAGUAUGUAUCUGUGUGCGAAGGACCCCUGAAAGAACAAGAAUGGAAUACAACAAAUGCAAAACAAAUUUUAAACUUCUUUCAACAUCACACUAACUAGUAAGUUCACCUAGUCCUUUUCAAACAAGAAAACAAACCAAAAGACUCAUGAAAUGGAAGUUCCAGAAAAGACACCUUGAUACUGAAUUACACUACAUAAAGAAAACCAGUAUGGUUAUUACCCUUUUUUAAAAUGCAGUCACCAUCUUUCUUUCACUGUAUAUUCUAAUACCUAUGAAGGAAUGAUUCUUUAAUUUCUAAAGUGGCAUUUGUAUUACUCUAACUCAGUCUGAACCUCAAAUAUCCUGUAAGUAAUACUAAGGAGGAAUCAAAUUUAUCUUUAUAAAGAUUUUUUUUAUUGCUUUAGAUUAUUUUUUUAUUGUGGUACAAUAUGCAUACCUAAAAUAGACCAUUUUAACUAUCUUUAAUUAUUGUUAAUUUUUUUUUUUUUUUUAAUUUUAUGGUCAUACCCUUGGUGUGUGGGGGUUCCUGGGCCAGGGAUUGAAUCUGAGCUGCAGCUUGCUGACCUGUGCCACGGUGAUGGCAAUGCCAAAUCCUUUAACCCACUGCCAGGGAUUGAACCCAUGCCUCUGCAGCUAUCCAAGCUGCUGCAGUCCAAUUCUUAACCCACUGCUCCGCAGUGGGAACUCCUCUAUAGAUUAUUGUUUAAUUUCCCUGUCUUGAGGUUUGUUUCACGUCAUAGGUUAAAAUCAAGUCAUGUCUUUGCUUUGGAUAUAUGCUAUGGAUAUAAAAAAAGCAAGAUGAAAAAUUGUGACUAAUAUCCAGGUGCCAUUUCCAGAAUAAGAUAAUGAAAGAUUCCACAAGAGAAUUUUUAAUUAUUGCACCACAUACUACUAAUGGCAUUUAAAAGUUUUAGUCUGUUAGGCAUUUUAUAAAAAUUUUAAAAUGAUUUUCCUAUUUUGUUUAAAAGGAUAUGUAUAGUGUAUUAAAUGAGUGUUGAAGAUAAAACCAAGUUAUUUUAGUCUGCCAUUAGCUCAUAUGUCUUUGGGGCACAUCUUUCCAUGUUUUGAAAUUUUAAUAUUUUUUGUCUUUAUUAGUAGGGGUGAGUGUUAAAGGCCAAUAGGCUAACCUAGUAUCUUGCUUACAGUCUUUCUGUCUACCUCAAUUCCUGUUGCUGUCUUGGAUCGAUCUGACACCUUGCAAGUAUCUUUGACCUCUGGGCCAUUGACUUCAUUACAUUCCAGGAACUUAACUCCCAUGGCCACACCAUGAAUAUCACCAUCCUGAAUUUAUCUUUCUGAAAUUUUAAAUUUCAGUCACUAAUGAUAUUCUCAUCUUUUUAGCUUUUUUAAAUUCUUCAUUUUUAUUGAUUUUUCUCUUAUUUCUUUUCUAUCUCUUUAGCUUCUUCAUAGCCUCUUCCUCUUGACUCUUUUCUCCUCACCAUUAGCUUCUUUCAGAUUUUCUUCUUUCCUUAUCUACCUUCUGCCUUGGGGGGCACCAUAUUAAGUGCUCUCCAAAGUCCCUUAAUUAAUCCUACCAUUCUACCUUCUUUUCUGGGAUGCUUAGUUCUUUGUGAGGUUCCUGCCGCCUGUCAAAGUAGAAUCACUCUAAGUAUCUCACCUUCAACUUUUUUGGGGGAGGGCUGGGGUUGGGGAGCUGUGCCUGCAGCGUGCAGAAAUCCCUGAGCCAGGGAUUUAACCUGAGCCAUAGUGGUGACAAUGCCAAAUCCUUAACCACUAGGCCACAAGGGAACUCCCUCACCUUCAACUUUAGAAGAGCCCUCAAGUUAAGCCUUUCAUCUGUUACUAGUGUCGCCCCUAUCCCUUCCCACGGUUGCUAAUCCACAUCUCAUCACUUUUCUCUGGCCCUUUGUCGCACCCCUAGUGCAUGGCUCUUGGUCCCAUCUUAUAGAAAAUAGAGACUCUGAGGAGGUUAGUGUCUGUUUACUUGCCUUGCUCUGUUCAUUUUCCCCUUUUUUUAGAGGAAAAGAGGUGGCCUGCUUCAUGAUGAAGAUCAGUCUCUACCUUUCCUCUCUGCCAGCUCCCUCAUUUCCCCUGAGUCUUCUCUUCUUUCCGACAAUACCUUGUAGGUAUUGUUUUUUUCCCAGAGAACUAUCUUUUUUUUCUUCCUUCUCCUCCCCUUUUUCCUUCCUUUCUUCUUUUUUUCUCUUUUACUUACUCUGAUACAACACAGGUUUGACCUACACGGGUCCACUUAUAGGUGGAGUUUGUUCAGUAGUAAACACUACAGUACUAUAUAAUUAGUGAUUGGUUACAUCUGCAGAUACGGAGUAACCACAUAUAUGGAGGGUCGACUGUAAGUUAUACUCAGAUUUUUGACUGCUAGGGAUAGUUGCAUCCCUAACCCUCCCAUUGUUCAAGGCUCAGCUGUAUUCUUGUUUGAUGUUACAGAUGGCUUCUGCUACCGGCAAUGUUAGGCUGACUCCCAAACCUAUAGCUUGAAUCGCAGCUUUUGCUCUCUACUCCUUUCUAACUGCCCCUUCAGUGUCUUCACUUAGUCCAUAGUAAUUUUAAAUCCAGUAAAUUUACAUUGGUUCAAACAACUAAUCAUCAUCUUUUUAUCUAAAACCUUUUUCAGUUUAUGUUUUCUCUUUUUUCAGUCUUCUGCAAAGCAGGGCAACACAGAAUGUCAUAACCUAGUUUUUUCUGCCUACUUGCCUCCUCUCUGCAUUUCUUUCUGUGUGAACAAUAUUCUAGGCCAAGGUUCUUCAGGCUCCUUUUUGGUGAACAUUCUGAUAGAGCUUCUUGGGACAAGGAGAGUCUCUAUCUCUGCCUUUGUCUUCUUGUUUAUCCCUACAUGGCUAAGAUUUUCAUUUAACCUAGCUUUUAACAAGUUUUACUAUGAAAAUACCUUUGUGCUGUUUAAGUAUAAAGAUUUAAGGGAGGGUGUUCCUUUCAUGGCUUAGUGGUAAGGAACCCCGACUAAUAUCCAUGAGGAAGUGGGUUGCAUCCCUGGCCUCGCUCAGUGGGUCAGGGAUCCGGUGUUGCCAUGAGCUAAGGUAUAGGUCGCAGAUGAGGCUCAGAUCCCUCGUUGCUGUUGCUGUGGCUGUGGCAUAGGCCAGCAGCUAUAGCUCCGAUUGGACUCCUAGCCUGGGAACUUCCAUUUGCCGCACCUGCGGCUCUAAAAAGCAAAAAAAAAAAAAAAAAAAAAAAGAUUUAGGGAGUUCUCUGAUGCAGUAGGUUAUGGAUCCAACACUGUCGAUACAGCAGCUCUGAUCACUGCUGUGGUAUGGGUUGUUCAGUCCCUAGCUUGGGAACUUUUAUAUGCUGCAAGCACAGCCCAAAAAAUUUAAAAAAAUUCAUAUUACAGACUGCCCUUCCCCACCCCUUUUAGAGUUUCAUGAUCGAUCACCAGUGUACUAGUUCCUUCUGCAGUGUGCUAUAUGUUUUUUCCCUCGAUGUCUUCCUUACUUAGGCUGGAAUGCUUUGCCCUUCUUUGUGUCCAUGUGAAUACUCAUUUUUCCUUUAGGACUCAGCUCCGGUAUUACUGUAUUCAUGAAGCUUUUUCCAGCCCUGUUCAGUCAGAGUUACAUGGUCCUUUUCUUCUGCUCCCUGAGUUCUCCCCUCCCAAAUUAUCACACUGAUCACAUUGCUUUCUAAUCACUUUUUUUUAAUGAGUUGGUGAACUCCAUGUUUUAAACAUUUAUCUUUAUACAUAAUGCUUAAUGAAUGGUAGGCCCUUAGUGAUGUUUUUUGAGUUUAUAAGAGACAUGAUUCUUAAAUACUAAACUCUGCCCUAAAGGGUUACUGCUGUUGGAUUAUACACUGCCACACCCUCUAUACCCAUGGUUGACCAGGCUGAGAGGGUAUUACUCAGAGGAGUAAAGUAUUAUUUAGAUUUAGAACCAGAGAAAAUAAGAGAACUUUCUCUUCAGAAGCUGGGAACGCCGUAUUGUCUUCAUGACCCUUGUGAACCAUUUGGAUCUCUGACCAAUUGGUACACUAAUGAGGGUACAAUUGAGUGCUUUUUAUACAACUUUUUCAUCCCCCACACAAUUGGAAAAUAAUUUGCAGACCGUAACAGUUAAAUAAUGCCUUUUACUGUGAUGUAUUACAAAGCAAUGAGCUACACAUUUUUGUGUGCAUUAAAGACUGCUAAGUAAAUUCUGUUUCAUUUAGAAUGGAUUAAAUAACUUCAACAUACCAAAUCUUCACAUAAGGAAAGUACUAUAAUUCAUUCAUCAACAACUAUUUAUUAUGUGCCUACUAUAUGCCAGGUUUUAUCUUAGGCACUGAGGAUAUACCUUUGUAAAACACCAGAGUUUGUAUUCUAGAGGAGGAAGUUAAUUCAUUUUAAGGAAUGUGUAUCGUGUCUGUGGUGAGUGCUGUGAGGAAUAAAGCAGGUAUGGGGCUAGUGUAACUCUGGAGAGCAGUGCUGUUUUAUUCACGGGAGGUGGGAAGGUACCUCUAAAGCACCUAUUUACCUGAGCAUUUGUGUCUUCAAGUUCUACCCCUUUGGUUAAAUACCAUGAAAUGUGCCAUUGAACAUUCAGUAUAUUCAUAAAGUUUCUCUUAUGGAAGUUCUGAUGCUGAAUUGAAUGAAUCACUGCUUAAGAACUUAAUUAGAUCACAUUUAAAGGUUUUUUUUUUUUUUUUCCAGUGCGGGCUUUAUUAAUAGGUAAGUGAUAACGUAAAGGUUUUGUAGCCUUUAUUACAGUUGGAGUUUCUCUCCAUUUUGAGCUCUUUGAUGGUUACUAAAACUUAAACUGUUAAAGGAUUUUUCAUAAUCCUUAAAUUUGUAUGAUUGUUUUCCAUUAUGAAUUGUCUCAUGUUAACCAGGCUUUGAGACUUGGUUAAAGAGUUUCUGGCUACUGUUAAUUGUAUGAUGCUGAUUAAAAUACAAUUCAUGACUGAAGGCUUUCCCUUAUUUCUUUGCAUGUUGUAGAGUGAGGUGUGAGUCAUGGCUACAACUCCCACAAUAAAAUUUACAUUCCUGCCUUUAUAAUCCCACUGGGAAUUCUCUCUUGUUCAGUAAAGUGGGAACUGCCUCUAAAGGCAUUCUCAGGCUCGUUUUAAUGUUAUUAAAAACAAAACAAAACAAAAUAAAACACACAGCUGGCUGAUGUGCUAGAUUUAGAUUGCUUGUCGCUUUUCUCUCUCCACCUUCCAAGGGCUCCUUUUCUCGCUCCCAUAAGGAUACCCCAUAUGCCACAGAAUACAGGAUUCCACAGUUCUCUAGUAUCACCUCCAUGUAUUUUUUUUUUUUUUUAACACAAUAUGAGCUAUCACGUUAUGGAAGUAUUACAUUAACAUACAUUUAUGUAUCCACAAUUAAAGUAUGCAUUAUGUAUUUGUGCUGCUGUUCUUACUGUUUUGUGUUUUCCAACUUCUAGGAAAAUUUUCAAGUAGAAUGUUUUGAAGCAUAUAAACUUUUAAAAAAAAAUAAAAUCGUAUUCCUA
Messenger RNA from Sus scrofa (pig), 6299 nucleotides. It is a transcript of the gene RIMOC1, whose product is annotated as RAB7A interacting MON1-CCZ1 complex subunit 1. NCBI's taxonomy places the organism in Eukaryota, Metazoa, Chordata, Mammalia, Artiodactyla, Suidae. The record is from RefSeq and is a predicted model, not a curated record. Gene Ontology annotation, biological process: mitophagy.